AAUUCAUUUUUUAUUAUUCUAUAUUCAGUAAGAAUCAACCUGUAUCUAAUAGCUGAAAAGGCCUGAAGCCUCCCAAAUGCAUGUCAUUACACAAAUUCUGUGUGAGGACUGACAUCUUGAUUCCAUAUACUAAUUAUACCGCAUGGCCCCCAUUUAUAACCAUACCUACUUGUCAUAAUUCGAUUCUGGCUGCUGCCUAUGGAUCUUUAUCACAUUAUGGCAAACAUUUGGGUGAUCACGUUUUUCUCAAAAAUUCUAGAAUAGCAUACAACGGCUUUACUACUUAUUACGUCAUCUAAGAGGUUUUUAAAAAAUCAGUUACCACCCAGCCCACGCAGUGAGGUAGCAAAUAUUAUGCCAUUUCAGGCUUGUGCCUUUCCCCCCUGGGGAUUUCCCGUGGACAUCCCUGCAGCAGUGAGGCCGGAGUCCUGGCUUUGGGUGCAUGUUAAGAAAUACUAAUCAAAACGAAUGGGUGCCUUUCAAGAGAAAAAAAUUGUGGGAACUUCAACCUUUAAAAACCAUGCCAUGGUUUAAAAACGUAAAACUCUAUUUCCGCCGAACGCUGAGCAUUUCUUCAAAUCACUAUGAGAAGCUUGAAUGUCUUUAAAUUCACCGGUCUGUAAAACGUAACGCGUCUCUCCCUCAUCCCAUAUUACAAGUUUCCAAAGAGUGGAAGAAGGGGCUCCGGGGGUCCCGGCCCCAGGCUGCUGGGGCUGAGAGCAGGACUCGGCCUCCGUCCGACUCCGUCGCGAAGGCCGGGAGGGAACGAAAGUUACCCUCGAACUUCGGAGGCGAAAGAUUCCACGUGGAUCUUAAAAAGGGCAAAACCUACCCUAAAGGCCUUAAACCGCCCUCCCCUCCCCCGCCAGAGAACUUCCCGGCGCAGAGCUUCCGCAGCCUGCCGCAAGCUGGGAAGCCUUCACGCUCACGCGCUCUCCGCCACACGCCGGAAUUGCGCGGCCACGUCCGCGGGGACCCUGGCCAUGCCCCGCGCCGCCACCCGGCCCCAGGCGAUCUCCGGGCCCCACGCGCCUGCAGUCGGCGCUGCUUCUGCGUGGGAGGAUCCGGCGGAAGGGGCGGGGUCAGGCGGCACUUCCGUGACUUCGGGUGGGGAGGUCACAAAUCACAUUGAGCCAAAACGCAUACAGUGUUUUCUUCAGUUACAAAUAAAAUGAAUAUGUCCAUGCUGCUACCACAUCCUCACCAGCAUUUCCUAAAAGGCCUUUUAAGAGCACCUUUCCGAUGUUACCACUUCAUCUUUCACUCAAGUACUCAUCUCGGAUCAGGAAUCCCAUGUGCUCAGCCGUUUAAUUCUCUUGGACUCCAUUGUACAAAGUGGAUGCUGCUGUCAAAUGGUUUAAAGAGAAAAUUAUGUGUACAAACAACCUUAAAGGACCACACAGAAGGACUUUCUGAUAAAGAGCAAAGAUUUGUGGAUAAACUUUAUAGUGGUUUAAUCCAAGGGCAAAGGGCCUGUUUGGCAGAGGCCAUAACUCUUGUAGAAUCAACUCACAGCAGGAAAAAGGAGUUAGCCCAGGUGCUUCUUCAGAAAGUAUUACUUUACCACAGAGAACAAGAACAAUCAAAUAGAGGAAAACCGCUAGCAUUUCGAGUAGGGUUGUCUGGGCCCCCUGGUGCUGGAAAAUCAACAUUUAUAGAAUAUUUUGGAAAAAUGCUUACUGAGAGAGGGCACAAAUUAUCUGUGCUGGCUGUGGACCCUUCUUCUUGUACUAGUGGUGGAUCACUUUUAGGUGAUAAAACCCGAAUGACUGAGUUAUCAAGAGAUAUGAAUGCAUACAUCAGGCCAUCUCCUACUAGAGGAACUUUAGGAGGCGUGACAAGGACCACAAAUGAAGCUAUUCUGUUGUGUGAAGGAGCAGGAUAUGACAUAAUUCUUAUUGAAACCGUAGGUGUGGGUCAGUCGGAGUUUGCUGUUGCUGACAUGGUUGACAUGUUUGUUUUACUACUGCCACCAGCGGGAGGAGAUGAGUUGCAGGGUAUCAAAAGGGGUAUAAUCGAGAUGGCAGAUCUGGUAGCUGUAACUAAAUCUGAUGGAGACUUGAUUGUGCCAGCUCGAAGGAUACAAGCGGAGUAUGUGAGUGCACUGAAAUUACUCCGCAAACGUUCGCAAGUCUGGAAACCAAAGGUAAUUCGUAUUUCUGCCAGAAGUGGAGAGGGGAUCUCUGAAAUGUGGGAUAAAAUGAAAGAUUUCCAGAACCUAAUGCUUGCCAGUGGGGAACUGACUGCCAAACGACGGAAGCAACAGAAAGUUUGGAUGUGGAAUCUCAUUCAGGAAAGUGUGUUAGAGCAUUUCAGGACCCAUCCCACAGUCCGGGAACAGAUUCCACUUCUGGAACAAAAGGUUCUCACUGGGGCCCUGUCCCCAGGACUAGCAGCAGACUUCUUGUUAAAAGCUUUUAAAAGCGGAGAUUAUUAAAAUUCAUCCUGUAUAAUAAUUUUACAUAUCGUUUCAUAAAGUAUUGUAAUAGAAAAA
Molecule: messenger RNA, 2494 nt
Organism: Piliocolobus tephrosceles (Ugandan red Colobus)
Lineage: Eukaryota; Metazoa; Chordata; Mammalia; Primates; Cercopithecidae
Gene: MMAA
Product: metabolism of cobalamin associated A
Exons: 7
Coding region: 1172-2437 (421 amino acids)
Cellular component (GO): cytoplasm
Molecular function (GO): GTP binding; GTPase activity
Source: RefSeq, a predicted model, not a curated record